Sphaeramia orbicularis (orbiculate cardinalfish) is the source of this 4211-nucleotide messenger RNA. RefSeq names its product oculocutaneous albinism II (gene oca2). Bases 338 to 2875 code for a protein of 845 amino acids. Gene Ontology annotation, biological process: melanocyte differentiation; transmembrane transport; melanin biosynthetic process. Gene Ontology annotation, cellular component: melanosome membrane. The record is from RefSeq and is a predicted model, not a curated record. The transcript is spliced from 24 exons. NCBI's taxonomy places the organism in Eukaryota, Metazoa, Chordata, Actinopteri, Kurtiformes, Apogonidae.
CAGCUCCUCCAGACCCAAACUGCUCAGCAACUUCUCCCUCCUUUGCUGAGGAGCACAGGGGAAGAGAAGAAUCACCUCAGCCUCUCCUCUUCUAUAGUUCCAUCACUGUGCUCCAAUAACACCAAGAAAAACAGAGCAAACAAGAGAAACAGGCCCAGUAUCUGCAGCACCUCUACCUUUUUUUUUGAACAGGAAAUACAUUUUUUUCACUGUUAAAGCGAGUUGUUGGAUGUUAAUUUUGCAUCACAAACUUUAUAUUCAACAUCCUCAUCUUUAUCAUUUCAUCAUCAUCAUCAUUACUGACUUCAUAUAAAAACAUCUCUAAAGUGAUCGCACCAUGUACCUAGAGAACAAAAGUAACUUGGAGAUUGAGAUGUCCCAGACGUCAGCUCCGGGUCAUCAGGGUCGGAGCAGCCUCAGGACACCUGAGUCUGUCGCAGGGAACUUCGGCGAACUGCGUCUCCUGCAGGGCAUCUCAGAGAGGAGGGAUACUCAGAAGCUGCAGCAGUCUGCAGUCCUGCCCUCAGGACAGUGUGUCAUCCAAACCGAGGGCUUUGUCCCUGUUCGACAGGAGGAUGGGCACAACUUCAGUGUGGUUAAUAUUCUCAGAGGAAAAACAAAUUCAGCCAACAUAACAGAGAGGUCGCCUCUACUGAGAUUCUCUCAAGAUGACAGUAUAACCUACUUGACUCUACAUGACCCCAGCUUUGUGGGCGGGGACGAGCCCUGGGACAGCAGCUCCCUGGACCUGGAGAAGAGGUAUCGUCUGGGCAGUGAGGUCACCAACCUGUCUCUGUCACGUUCCAGCUCCUCGGACAAGAAUGACACCCUAGACCACCUCAACCUCAACUUCAAACUCACCAGUAGUAUGAGAUGCUGCUUCAAAGUCUCCAAAAUUGCCAGCAUAUUUACAAUUGUAGUACUCUGCAGUCUGUUUUUCAGCAUGUAUCCAGACCGAGACAACCCCUGGAGGAUGCUGGCGGUGUCAUCAACAGAGAGUUUUUCAAUGAACUUGACAGAUUUUCGUGACAAUGCCUUGCUGAAGCUACAGGUGGGGGGGCCAUUCACAGGGGGGAUGUUCGACCUCACAAAUCAAGAGUACAUCCUGAUCCAGGUGGAGCAGACCGAACAGCCGGGCCAGCGCAGGAGACGGACUCAACAAGUGAUUCAUAACUGGACCAUUCCUCUACACGGAGAACGGAGCGACCAGAUCCUGCUGACAAAAACCUUUGAGAUGCUCAGCAGUGACCCCAUCAUCAUCACCAUCCAGGCCUUCCUGCAGGAUAAUGAGGUGGUGCCUUUAUCCAUGACCCACCAGUCUCUCUACGUCAGUGUGGAGACACAGGUGGCCAUCGCCGGCAUCAUCCUGGCCGGAGUCUAUGUUCUCAUCAUCUUUGAGAUUGUGCAUCGGACUCUUGCUGCCAUGUUGGGCUCUUUGGCAGCCUUAGCUGCACUCGCUAUCAUUGGUGACCGGCCCAGUUUGGUUACUGUAGUGGAGUGGAUCGAUUAUGAGACACUGGCUCUUCUGUUUGGCAUGAUGGUGUUGGUCGCUAUUUUUUCCGAAACUGGCUUCUUUGAUUAUUGCGCUGUUAAGGCUUACCACUUAUCCAGAGGAAGAGUGUGGCCCAUGAUCAUCAUCCUGUGUCUCAUUGCUGCCAUACUCUCUGCCUUUCUGGACAAUGUGACCACAAUGAUGCUUUUCACUCCAGUCACUAUAAGGUUGUGUGAGGUGCUUAAUCUAGACCCCAGACAUGUCCUGAUUGCAGAAGUAAUCUUCACCAACAUUGGAGGGGCUGCCACAGCUGUCGGAGAUCCACCAAAUGUUAUCAUCGUGUCAAAUCAGGACCUACGCAGAGAAGGGAUUGAUUUUGCCAGUUUCACAGGCUACAUGUUCCUUGGAAUAUGCCUCGUACUUUUGACCUCAUUUCCUUUCUUGCGGAUGCUCUACUGGAACAAAAAACUCUAUAACAAAGAGUCCAUUGAAAUAGUUGAACUCAAGCAUGAGAUCCUGGUGUGGAGGCAGACGGCUCAGCGCAUUAACCCCGCCAGCCGAGAGGAGACAGCUGUGAAAUGCCUCCUGAUGCAAAAAGUCCUCAACCUGGAAAGUCUGCUCCGCAAGAUGAUGAAAACCUUCCAAAGACAAAUAUCUCAAGAGGAUAAGAACUGGGAGCAAAACAUUCAAGAAUUGCAAAAGAAGCAUAAAAUAACUGACAAGGUUCUCCUGGUGAAGUGCAUAUCUGUCCUUUCUGUGGUGAUCUUCAUGUUCUUCCUGAACUCCUUCGUUCCUAGCAUUCAUCUUGAUCUGGGUUGGAUUGCUAUCCUGGGUGCACUGUGGCUCCUGGUUCUGGCUGACAUCCAGGACUUCGAGAUCAUCUUGCAUCGGGUGGAGUGGGCCACAUUACUGUUCUUUGCCGGCCUUUUUGUUUUAAUGGAGGCUUUAGCCCAACUACAGCUAAUCGACUAUAUUGGAGAACAGACUGCCCUGCUUAUAAAAGCUGUGCCAGAAGACCAGCGUUUAGCCAUAGCCAUUAUCUUGGUGAUGUGGGUUUCUGCUCUGGCUUCAUCUCUUAUUGACAACAUCCCCUUCACUGCCACCAUGAUCCCAGUUCUCAUCAACCUGAGUCAGGAUGCAGAUGUAAAUCUACCGGUGAAACCUCUCAUCUUUGCCCUGGCGAUGGGAGCGUGUCUGGGGGGAAAUGGCACAUUGAUAGGAGCUUCAGCCAACGUUGUAUGUGCAGGAAUCGCUGAGCAACACGGUUACGGCUUCUCCUUUGUGGAGUUCUUCAGGCUAGGAUUCCCCAUGAUGAUCAUGACCUGUAUGAUAGGCAUGUGUUACCUGCUGGCCACCCACAUUGGACUCGGAUGGAACAUGUAACCCACAGCUACUGUGCAGCGCCAAAGAGACUGUGUGUAUGUGUGAGUGCAUCCGACCGCUCCUUCACCGUCUGCUAAGAAGUAACCUGACUGACACGUCAGAUUACAGGCACAAUGGAAAGCACAGCAGUCACAUUAUUUCAAACUAAAGUGCGUUUGACUAAAGUGCAGACCAGCAGGGAACUAAAUUACAGGGCUGCAACUGGAAUACCUGACAAUAAGAGUGUGAUGGUUGUGUGCCUGUUCUUGGUCCCUUGUCGCACUGUUGAGUUUUACCAGUUCUUUCAAAACUUGAACAUUUUGUCCUCAACAAAUCCAAGGGAAGGAAAUGUGUCUUUAUUGAAUAAAACAAAAAGUGCCCUCUUCUUUGUCCUGUACAUGGUGCUACUGCUUCAAUGUGUAUAUGCAGCAAAAAUGAUCACAAGUGUAACCUAAUGUCCGACUUUUCAUCAUUGUGUACAUCCAUGUGGUCCAUUUACAACAGCAGUAAAACCUCUAGGCAUGUCUGACACUGAUUUGUAAUUAGAGACAUUUAGGCUGUUGAUGUAUUUGUUUUAGACAAAUUAGCCUCCCACAGGUUACCUAACUUCUGUUAAAAUGUUAAAGGAACCAUUAAAACCCAGUGAAAGGGAUUUUAUAAUGUCAUAUAAUUUUUGUCAGAUGCCCUGUAGCUGAAUCUAAAAUAACAAACACACUUGUUUGGUUUGCUUCUGUGCUCACAUGAAAUUCAUGUUGGAGUUUGUUUUGUUCUGGGCUCAUUUGGCUCAUUUGUUAGCUAACUGUAUUUCUAAGCUCAUUUUGGUUAGUGCUGCACACUACUGCCACUGACGAGGAACAAAACACUUACACUAUUGUAAUAUAGUAUUGUUACUUUGCAAGUCUUAUUAGCAUUAGCUGCCCUAAUUAGCAGAGUGUCUUACCAACCAUAUAAUAUAGUACUGAGUCUAUGAAUAUAGCUCAGCUAGUGAAUGUAGCUAAGUUAUGCUUAGGGUAUUGUAAUGAUUUCAUGACAGACUCCUCAAAUAGUCUUUGUCUACAUUUUUAAACACAGCUGCAGUAAAUCUGUCUGUCAUGGAAAAAUAUAUUUUAUUCAAUUAACAGAAGGUUUAAAAUAUCAACAUGUUAGGCUAGCUGUCGAUCAAAGCCCACAACAUAUCUGUCACUCAACGCAGCCACGCCCAUAAUUAUGCACAGCCAUUGCCCUGAUAGAGAGCCUAAGUCCCGCCCCUUCCAAUGAUCCCCAUAGGACCUAAAUGUAGAAUAAAACAUGAAUGAUGUCAAUAGCAAGAAACAGUGGUGAGACUUCACCUCCAUACAUAAUUCAAUCUCAAACAGUU